UGCACUCGAAAAGAACACCUCGUCCGGUGGAUAAGUUCUUCCAAAUAAAGAAAAACCGACUUGAAAUCACUGCCACAAUGACGGUCAGAGCAACAACAACAACGCAACGCAGCCUCUACAUCACGAACGAGAUAAUCAUCACCGCCAUGGACCGAUUCGUCUGGUUUGUCCUCCUGGUGGUCACAACGCACCUGGUCACCGAGUUUACCCGCGUCUCCGGAUAUGCACGCGGCCAGCGUCACGAGUUGGUGCUGCUGAACGAUACGCACCUGCAGCCGAUGCCCGUGCAAAACAUGGUGCUGUAUCCGAGCCAGGAUUAUGGGCAGUACCAGCAGCGCCCCUCCUCCGCCUCCUCCGCCCCCGCAGGAUCCAUGAGCAGCCUGCAGCAGAAUGCGGCCCUGCUGUUGAGCAGCUUGGCGGCAGGAGUGAGCCCGGGAAAUGGAGCAGCGGGAACGGCGGUUCCCGGGAGCAACGCGGCCAUUUUGUCCCUAGGCGAUAGUCAGCCGGCUCACACGGCUGAGAACUCGUACCCGAUGUUCAGUUUGCGACCCCUGAUCGACAGCAUUUUCGAGAUUCCGAUUUCGACGCUGCGCGCUGUCAACAAUCUGGUGGGUCGAUUGACCGGAGGAUAUCGUCAGGCCCCCACGGAAAUGUCACAGAAAUCGGUGGCAGCGGGAACGGCGCUGCCAUCAGGCAGGCAAAAUCCCACUCUAAGUGCCCAUCCCAGUCAACAGCACCAAAUGAGGGAGGAGAUGGCGUAAUUUUAGGCCCCACUUUUAGUCAGUAAACUAUUUUGAAUGCGUGAAUGUUGUAAUUUCUGUCAGUGUAUGUUUCUAGUGUGUUUUUCGUGUGCAUUUUGACCUU
Molecule: messenger RNA, 864 nt
Organism: Drosophila takahashii
Lineage: Eukaryota; Metazoa; Arthropoda; Insecta; Diptera; Drosophilidae
Source: RefSeq, a predicted model, not a curated record